AUGGCGUCGACUCCGCAGAUCCUCUGCGAACUUUCCUUAAAGAUUCUGGCCCCUCUAGCUGCAAUUGGUUUUCUUGUCGUCCUUACCAUCCUGCUCUCUCUGGCAAUCUCCCAGAAUGCGUCGAUCCCCAAAGUCCGCCAAAGGGGCACGCCCGUUCACAUCCUUGUCGUGCUAGGUAGCGGUGGCCACACAGCUGAGAUGCUCUACAUGUUGGAGAAUACUUUCAAAUCCUCCAUCUACACCUACCGAACCUACGUCGUGAGCUCCGGAGAUGCCCUCAGCGCUCAAAAGGCCGUUGAAUUCGAAGAUACAUUUGCGCGAAAGGAAGAGAGCGACAAUAACGCGAAGGACUACAAUAUUGUCACCAUUCCCCGGGCACGACGGGUACAUCAGUCAUACUUGACCGCACCCUAUUCUACACUCCGGUGCUUCUGGGCUUGCCUUCUCGUUCUGGGAGGACGACACCCAGCCCAGCGCCGACUUCCUGCGCAGUUUCAAUCCUCUCACCCUGAUAUCAUUAUUACCAAUGGCCCUGCCGUCGCUGUGUGCAUGUUACUCGCAGCGAAGCUUAUUCGAUCCUUCAUCUUUGUCUCCCGCUGGGCCGCUGGCCGCGGCUCCAAGCCGGACAUAUCGAGGCUGCGGACUGUUUAUGUAGAAUCGUGGGCACGUGUCCGGACAUUAAGCACCUCUGGAUUUUUACUUCUUCCUGUUGCCGACAAAUUCCUCGUUCAAUGGCCUACUCUGGCUGGACGCCGCGCGUGGUGGGGAAUGAAGAAAACAGAAUACUGUGGCUGGGUUGUUGUUUGA
Messenger RNA from Penicillium canariense, 807 nucleotides. RefSeq names its product glycosyltransferase family protein. Gene Ontology annotation, cellular component: UDP-N-acetylglucosamine transferase complex. Bases 1 to 807 code for a protein of 268 amino acids. NCBI's taxonomy places the organism in Eukaryota, Fungi, Ascomycota, Eurotiomycetes, Eurotiales, Aspergillaceae. Gene Ontology annotation, biological process: dolichol-linked oligosaccharide biosynthetic process. The transcript has 2 exons. The record is from RefSeq and is a predicted model, not a curated record.